This is a messenger RNA of Lolium perenne, 543 nucleotides long. RefSeq lists its product as uncharacterized. The record is from RefSeq and is a predicted model, not a curated record. Lineage: Eukaryota; Viridiplantae; Streptophyta; Magnoliopsida; Poales; Poaceae.
AUGCACACGCUCGGCAUCACUGAAAACAUGUUGGAGCCAAGCCGCACGACAUUCCACGGCAUAGUACCGGGCUUGUCCUGCUCCCCAAUGGGAAAAGUCCGGUUUGAUGUCCUGUUUGGUGGCCUGGAUAACUGUCUGGUGGAGAAUAUUCUGUUCGAAGUGGUUGAUCUGGACAACCCUUACCAUGCCCUACUGGGAAGGCCGGCAUUGGGAAAGUUAAUGGCCUCUAGCCAUACGGCAUACACAAAGAUGAAGAUAUCGGCACCCAACGGCGUCAUAACUGUGGUGGGAAACUACAAGGUCUCGCUGGACACUGCUUCAGCCGGAUCAUGCUUGGCCGAAUCAGUGGUCAUAGCGGAAGAGAAGAAGAGGAUCCAGACUGCUGUCGUGCUAGCACAAUCAUCCCAGUUGAACUUAGCGGCACUGAGCAGCCCGCUUGGCGGAAUGGCAUUCAAGCCACCAAAGGAGACAAACGAUAUUGUCAUGGACCCGUCAUACCCAGAGCGCACCAUCUGCAUCGUUUCCGGACUGAGUGAGGCAUAG